AAACCUGGCUAAUAAUCAGGUUUACUGAAUUCUGUAUUCUGUCUUCAAUUCGGAGUCUCUUUGCGGAACUCGGGACUGAAUGGAAGGAGGCGACAUGAGGAACCGAGCUGAUCCGGAUCAGUCGAGGUCAGAUGGCGAGAAGAAGGACAGCAGCACCCAGACAGACAACAGAGGACAACGUCCAGGCCCUAGGUUAUCCAAGAUGAACCUCUUCACACUGUUAAGUCUAUGGAUGGAGGUUUUCCCUCAGCAGGAGCAGCCUUCAAAGGAGGAGGAAGAAGAGGAGGAGGAGGAGAAUCACAGUGAGAUCCGAGGUGUGGGUCUGGUGGUGGUUUGGGACAGUAAAGUGGUGGGAUUCCACUGUUCGAGUCCGGACCUCCACGCUGGACAGGCAGCCAUCAUCCAGCACGGCGCCCGGCUGGCUGAGUGUCAGUUGUACUUCUCUCGAAGACCAUGUGCUACCUGCCUCAAGAUGAUCAUCAACGCCGGUGUGAGUCAGAUCUCCUUUUGGCCUGGAGACCCAGAGGUCAGCAUGCUAAAGUCUACAUCGACAAAACCUUCCCGACACCAGUGCCACGGUCCCACUGACUGGAUCACAGAGGAGGCUGCGUUAGAUGCCAUGGCGACGGAGAAGCUUAAGUCCAACAGUCGUCCUCACAUCUGCAUGCUGUUGCAGCCGCUGGCUCCUGGUUUUGCUCAGUUUGUUGAGGAGACGUCCCAAGGGACCGAUUUCAUGGAGCGAGUCGCUGAUGAUGAACCAGAACUGGAUACAGAGAAAAUCUUCAACAGAGAGCAACAGAGGUAUCUAAAGACGUUUUUCAGGCAGUUCUUGGUGGAGACGUCUGAGGAGCACCACAAGGUUUUGACACAGAUGGGGCUGGAGAACAUCUGCAUGGAGCCCUACUUCUCCAGCCUGAGGAGCAUCAUGAAGGAGCUGGUGGAGGUUCUUGCUGCUGUGGCUGCUGGGGUUCCACAUCAGGAAUUCGGAUUUUACAGGGAAGAGUUUUCAACUGGUGGACCAUCACAGGCCAAAACGUCCUUGUUACCUUGUCAUUAUGAGGAUAUAUCGCAGGAAGUGGCCCGCCACUGCAUGGUCCAAGCAAGGCUGCUGGCCUAUAGAACAGAAGACCCGAAAGUGGGUGUGGGAGCUGUUAUCUGGGCCAAAGGCCAGCUGGCCGGCUGUGAGGGGACAGCGGGUCUGUCCCUGGUGGGCUGUGGGUAUAACGCCUACCCAGCAGGCUCACAGUAUGGCGAGUACCCUCAGAUGGACGACAAACAGGAGGACAGACAGAGACGCAAGUACAGAUUCAUCAUACACGCAGAGCAGAACGCCCUCACCUUAAGGGCUCGGGACAUCCAGUCAGGGUGCGCCACCAUGCUGUUUGUCACGAAAUGCCCGUGUGACGAGUGUGUGCCUCUGAUCAGAGGAGCUGGCAUCACGCACGUCUACACCUCCGACCAGGACCGGGACAAGGACAAGGGAGACAUUUCCUACAUCAGGUUCAGCAGCCUGAAGGGAGUCGAAAAGUUCAUAUGGCAGAAGAACCCCUUAUCAUCUUCUCACCUCAUCAAUGGUUACGUCGGGAAGCAGGACAACCAGAGCACAAAGAAGCAGUGCACCAGCAGAACCCUCAACACGCCUCUCGUCAGCUGAACUUCAGCCGUGAGGGUAGUAACGGGUUUGCAGAGAUUUUUAGCACACAUGCUGCAGAUUUGGAAUGAUGUCAUUCUUUCAGACUGCAGACUGAAUCCCAGCUGCAGCCAAAAGUGACUGUUUUGACGAGGAACCACAUACAGCUACAGAAUAGUUCAUGUUCCUGUUCGGGAAGUUAAAGGAAAAAGUUCAGUUAAAACAUCCCUUAAGCCAUCGAGCCUCUGAAUAUUGGACUCAUCUGUGACAUUUAUUGUUUUCAAGAAUUUUUGAAGUUAGUUUUGGAGGGAAUAAGAUGAAACACAGCAGCCAUACUAGGAGUUACAAAAAAAAAAAAAACACACCACACGCUCAAAUUGCUAGCAAACAACUUUGUAACUUAACUGAGGGUAUGUUAGUGGAAUGAUGUUGUCUGGGGAAAUAUGGCUAGCUAGCUAGGUGCAACUUAUUUUUUCCUGCUCAUAUUCCAUUUGAGCCUCACAGUGAGAAGGUCCCAUGUUUGCUUCCCGCCUGGUCUUUUCUGUGUGGCUUUAGCAUGUUCUUCCCGCGCUCACGUGAGCUCCCUUUGGGUGCUCCGGCUUCCUCCCACUUCCAAAGAGGUGAAUUGGAUGAGUUUGUCUGAAACGUUAGUCGAACUAGCUAUCAUAGAGCUUUUUUUGUUCAUUCUAAAGUUAAUCAAAAAACAGACAUUAAAAAUUGCACUUUACAGUACGAGUACAACCAGGGUGCAGGUGGUUCCAAGGAAAUAUAAUUUCACCAGCAGUUCACGUGAUAAUUAAACAUGAAAUGCAACAUGUUCAUUACUCCACUGUGCAUUUUUAAGAUUUGAGAAAAUGUGGCUUGAGCUUAUUUUGGUGCCCUGUUUAUAUUCGUAUUUGUUUUCAGCUCUUCUCUUGCGUCACUCACUCGUAGUAGGCAAGUUGAUCAUUUAGCAGUUUGAUACGGAUUUUAAAAUGUUCACUUGUCCUUUAACUGUAGUAUUUUUAUUACCACUUCUAGGAGCAGUUAAAGGCAGUUAAAAGCUUUGGAUCUGUUUUUACAAAUCUGAAAUGACAAAAAUGGAAAUAUAUGAAUGACAGAUGUGUUUAUUGGAUUGAUGUGAAUACAAUAAGUAAGCAGUAAUGUAUUUAUGCUAUUUUACUUGUAAAUGGUGUAAGUUGACGUUUGUCAGACACGAGCUGCUGCUGCUUUGAGAAUAUUUAAUUUUACAGGGGUAUUUGACUGGUAUUGAAGCAAGGUAUGUGGCUGUUGCCAUGACAACAAAUGUUUUACAGUUCAUGAUUCUUUGCACGAUGGUUUGUUGUAAAAGUUUUUCCAGUAUUUGCUACUUGUUUAACUUAUUGCAAAUAUUUGCGUGAUACGAGGGAAAACAUUUGGCAGAACCAUAUUUUUCAUGAUGGAUUGGAGCUUUAAAUAUCAAUUCUUCUUCUUCUUUGUCUUUCGGCUGUUCCCGUUAGGGGUCGCCACAGCAGAUCAUUCGUUUCCAUUUCACCCUGUCCUCUGUAUCUUCCUCUGUCACACCAACCA
Messenger RNA from Thalassophryne amazonica, 3178 nucleotides. RefSeq names its product cytidine and dCMP deaminase domain containing 1 (gene cdadc1). Gene Ontology annotation, molecular function: hydrolase activity; zinc ion binding. Bases 80 to 1654 code for a protein of 524 amino acids. The transcript has 11 exons. NCBI's taxonomy places the organism in Eukaryota, Metazoa, Chordata, Actinopteri, Batrachoidiformes, Batrachoididae. The record is from RefSeq and is a predicted model, not a curated record.